Molecule: messenger RNA, 5818 nt
Organism: Acinonyx jubatus (cheetah)
Lineage: Eukaryota; Metazoa; Chordata; Mammalia; Carnivora; Felidae
Gene: IKZF4
Product: IKAROS family zinc finger 4
Exons: 7
Coding region: 1679-3277 (532 amino acids)
Biological process (GO): regulation of transcription by RNA polymerase II
Molecular function (GO): DNA-binding transcription factor activity; RNA polymerase II cis-regulatory region sequence-specific DNA binding
Source: RefSeq, a predicted model, not a curated record
UGUGUGGCGGGGGAGGGGGCGUUCCUCCUUACACUUGCGGAGGAUGGGAAGGGUGUUUGGUGUUGCUAAGCAAAGACUGCGACUUGGACAGUGGGAGAUUGUGGUGACAUCUUGAUUAGGCCUUGGGGACAGAUGUAGAGCUGCCCUGGGUGAAAUGCCGAGACAGGCCUGGGUGGGAAUGGGUAAUAGAAUCUAGGUAAAGAGGAGCCUUGGCAGCAGAAGCCUCAGCCUCGAACAGAGAGAUCCGAGGGCCCUCAGCCUCUUCCCCACAAUAGAGCUGGGGAUGGGCGUCUUUCUUUGCUCCUGUACCCACUGUUCCCUGCUAGCAGGCUAGCAUCCUGCCACCCUGGAGCCCAUGGUCAAGACAGGGAAAGCAGUUAGGAUAAGAUUCCUUGCUGAUAAGUGUGGAGGUUCUUAGACCUCAUGGCUGUUCCCUAGAGGCAACCACUCUUUGAAGGGAUCGAGGAAGGGCAGCAGGAGUGGAGGGCUUGUCUCCUUCAGCAUGUGAAACACAUUUAGCUGGUGGGACCUUGCCCCAUUUCCUCUCUCUCCCUCCUGUUUUUCUGCCCCAUACCCGCCUCCUUGUUCCUCUGAUGUCAACCUCAUGAUUUGGCUUUGCCCUCUGGGGGUUCAGCCAAUCUAUGAUGACUUUGACCAAGAAAAUUUAUCUGAGACCUGAGAGUGGCCUUAAUUCUUGGCUUUGACAGUCUGGGGUUUCUUGGGAGUCCCAGGCAUUUGAAGUUCCCUCACUGGGGUUUCUGGGACUGACAGAGGAACUGCUGAACUUCCUAAAUCUGACUCUAGUCCCCUUCACCCUCCGGCUAGAACUCAAAAUCCCAGGGUCCCCAUAAAGACUUUCUGACCCCUAAAACAGAUUCAUUUUUAUGUAUUAGUGCCACAAAAGUAGACUUGAACCUGUUUUCCCUCUUACCUUUAUCCUAGGGAGGGCAAUGGCAUCUAAGACCCACUCAGACUAACGGUGUGACUGUGGAGGCACCUACUCUUCCUCCUGUUCCCAGGCCUUAAUAAGGAAGGGACAAAGGAUAUUUUCCUCUUAAUGUCCCUAAAUAUUCCUUUAAGCAUAUUUUCCCCAUAUAUCAAGCCCAGUAGGCUGGGACUAGAGAUGGAUUUCCAGCAAGUUCACUCAUUGUUUUAGGGUCCAGGGCUCAGUACCAGGGCCCAGAGCUCAGUUCUUCCCCCAUUACAAAUAUCAAGUGAUUUAGGGCAAGUUAGCACUAAUGUCUGAAAAGGAACAAGGAGACACUCCUUUUAGCCCUUUUAACCAUAGUAAACCCCACACUGUGUUAAAGGACGUAUUGUAAAACUGGGUCUGAGUCUACACAUCUCAACCCACAACUCCUGAGAUGCUCACUUUGAUGAUAUGCGUGUGGUUCUGACUUGGGCAACUUUUCUAGAUAACCAUGGUUCAUCUAAAGAGCCCCAGCUGGGAAAACUGAAAAUGCCAUAAGGCAUUUUCUAUAGAUAGUGAACAAAUUUUCCUCAGGCUUUGAUGGGAUAGAAUGGGGGAAAUGGGACUUUUAGAAGAGGAUAUGAAUGGGAAAUGGUCCCAAAGUCCUGAGUGGUUGUUUUCUUCCCACUGACCAAGCUGGAGAGGGAUCCCUCAGGAGGGUGUGUUCCGGAUUUCUUGCCUCAGGCCCAAGACUCCAACCAUUUUAUAAUGGAAUCUUUAUUUUGUGAAAGUAGCGGGGACUCAUCUCUGGAGAAGGAGUUCCUUGGGGCCCCAGUGGGGCCCUCGGUGAGCACCCCCAACAGCCAGCACUCUUCUCCCAGCCGCUCACUCAGUGCCAACUCCAUCAAGGUGGAGAUGUACAGCGAUGAGGAGUCGAGCAGACUGCUGGGGCCAGAUGAGCGGCUCCUAGAAAAGGACGACAGUGUGAUCGUGGAAGACUCGUUGUCAGAGCCCCUGGGCUACUGUGAUGGAAGUGGGCCAGAGCCUCACUCCCCCGGGGGCAUCCGGCUGCCCAAUGGCAAGCUCAAAUGUGAUGUCUGCGGCAUGGUCUGUAUCGGACCCAAUGUGCUCAUGGUGCAUAAGCGCAGCCACACGGGUGAAAGGCCCUUCCACUGCAACCAGUGUGGCGCCUCCUUCACCCAGAAGGGGAACCUGCUGCGCCACAUCAAACUUCACUCUGGGGAGAAGCCUUUCAAAUGUCCCUUCUGUAACUACGCCUGCCGCCGGCGCGAUGCUCUCACUGGCCACCUCCGCACACACUCGGUCUCCUCUCCCACGGUAGGCAAGCCCUACAAGUGUAACUACUGUGGCCGGAGCUACAAACAGCAGAGUACCCUGGAGGAGCACAAAGAGCGGUGCCACAACUACCUACAGAGUCUCAGCACUGAAGCCCAAGCUCUGGCUGGCCAAGCAGGUGAUGAGAUACGUGACCUGGAGAUGGUGCCAGACUCCAUGUUGCACUCAUCCUCUGAGCGGCCAACCUUCAUUGAUCGGCUGGCCAACAGCCUCACCAAACGCAAGCGUUCCACCCCCCAGAAGUUCGUAGGUGAAAAGCAGAUGCGUUUCAGCCUCUCAGACAUCCCCUAUGAUGUGAACUCGGGUGGCUAUGAGAAGGAUGUGGAGUUGGUAGCACAUCAUGGCCUGGAGCCUGGCUUUGGAGGUUCUCUGGCCUUUGUGGGGGCAGAGCAUCUGCGUCCCCUCCGCCUUCCACCUACCAAUUGCAUCUCAGAACUCACACCCGUCAUCAGCUCUGUCUACACCCAGAUGCAGCCCCUCCCCGGCCGACUGGAGCUUCCAGGGUCCCGAGAAGCAGGUGAGGGACCCGAGGACCUGGCCGAUGGAGGUCCCCUCCUCUACCGGGCCCGAGGCCCCCUGACCGACCCUGGGGCAUCCCCCAGCAAUGGCUGCCAAGACUCCACAGAUACAGAGAGCAACCACGAAGAUCGGGUUGGGGGGGUGGUAUCCCUCCCUCAGGGUCCCCCACCCCAGCCACCUCCCACCAUUGUGGUGGGCCGGCCCAGUCCUGCCUACGCCAAAGAGGACCCCAAGCCGCAGGAGGGGUUACUACGGGGCACCCCAGGCCCCUCCAAGGAAGUGCUCCGGGUGGUGGGCGAGAGUGGUGAGCCCGUGAAAGCCUUCAAGUGUGAGCACUGCCGAAUCCUUUUUCUGGACCAUGUCAUGUUCACCAUCCACAUGGGCUGCCAUGGCUUCAGAGACCCUUUCGAGUGUAACAUCUGUGGUUACCACAGCCAGGACCGGUACGAAUUCUCUUCUCACAUUGUCCGGGGGGAGCACAAGGUGGGCUAGCCACCUGCUGCCCUCCCCUCAGUCCGCCACUCCACUGCCCUGCCUACACGAGUCUAGCUCUGUCCCCACUACAUCCCAAGGAGUUUUGCUCGGUAGCCCCCACCACUGGCUACCUGACUUCAUACUUGACCCUGACCCCUCUUCACCUAUUCUCCUCUACCCUGACUGAUUUAAGCAUUGUGAUGAAACAGGCUUUUUUGCUUACAUUUCUCCUUUUCCUCUUCUCCUCUCAUCCCAGCAUAUUCAGAGUUAUUUAUUAAUACAAUUUGUGGAUGUUUCUUUUGCUUUUUUCUCUUAACUUGUAUCAGUCGCUUGCCACUUCCCCCACCCUCCUGCCCACAGUCCCUUUCCACUUUAGACCUCAUUUUUUUUUCUUUGAUCCAGCUUUCUCUAACAGCCCUAGGGGUAGGAAGCUCCUCUUAGUCCUAAGAGUUCUGAGCUUCUUGUGUUAAUUCCUCACCUUUUGCUUUAUCUGAUUCUUCAGUUUUGAUGCUGAUAGCUCCCUCUGGCCCUCCGUUUGCUCUGUGGCAUUAUAUCUCCUCUCUGGGACCCUCCAACCUGGUACUCCAUACCUCUUGUGCCCUCUCACUUUAGGCAGCUUGCACUAUGCUUGAAAAAAUGAAGCUUUCCUCAUUUGGAAGUAGGAGGGGCUGAAGAAAUUCUCCCCAGGCACUGUGGGACUGAGGGUCCUCUUGAUGUUCCCCUAGUAACGUGAGUUCCCCAAAGCCCACAUUCGGGAAUCUCCCUCUGGGAUGUGAUCUAUCUCUUCUCUCCUCAAACAACCCCCAACACAGCUACUCUCUUCAACCUCCUCGUCUACUCAGUGGUGGUUUUUCUCUCCUUGGAGUGCCCCAAUUUUAUAUUCUCAGGGGCCAAGGCUAGGUCUGCAAUCCUGUCUCUGACACGUUGGGAGCCACAGGUGCCUAAUUGGGAACCAGGGCAUGGGAAGGGGGUGGUUUAAAAUUCUUCUCUUUCUCUUCCACCUCUAAACUUCUUCACUCUAGUGACCUUCCUAGGCUCUCAGGGGCUCCUACAGUCCUUGUCCUAUGAGAAACUAGUGGGUUGCUGCCUGAUGACAAGGGGCAUCUCAACCCCUCAGUCAUGCUGCCUUCUUCUUCUCCCCGCAACCCCCUGCAAGAUUCACCCUCAUUCCCAGGCUUCUGGGCCCUGUUCUUAAGAUCAGUGGCAGGGAGAAAAGGGUGUCUCUUUUCUCUCUUCUAAUUUUCAGUAUAACCAAAAAAUUAUCCCAGGAUGAGGAAGGGCAUUUGCCCCUCACCUUAUUCCAUUCUUGUCCCGGCAAGAAUGGGAUGGGCACAACUGAACUGGGGGUCAUCCUUUACUGCCCCCUUCUAUACUCAGUUCCCAGAUGUAGGGCAGGAGGGGGCACUCUCCUCCUGGCUACAGCAGAGACCCCCUGGCUUUUUGGGUAACCUAGUUAGUGAGAAGGGGGCAGGAGGAGAUAGCUCUACUGCAAGUGGAGGUCUCUUUCUACAAGCGUUUUCUGCCCCCAGGCCACAGCUAUCCCAUUCUCUGCUUCCUUGAGAUUCAAACCAAAGGCUGUUUUUCUAUAUUUAAAGAAAAAAAGAAAAAAAAGAAAGUAAAAACCAAACACAACACCUCACAAGUUGUAACGCUUGGUCCUCUCUCUCUCUCCUUUUCUCUUCCCUUCCAUCUUUCUUUCCAUAUGUCCUUUCCUUAUUGGCUCUUUUGCCUCCUACUUUUCUCACUCCCUAUCAGGGAUAAUUUAGGGGGAUGGUGAAGGGUUGGCUAAGGAACAGACCCUGGGAUUGGGGCUCCAAAGGGCUCUAAGAAGAGUCUACCUUACCCUCUUAUGGGAAGGGAGACCCUAGAAAAACUUCUCCUCUUUUUCCUCCUUUUUCUCCCCCAUUAUGUAGUCUCCCUGAGAGAACCAGAUUGUCAGGAAGGGGCAUUGUGGGUUGAUUGUUCCUCCCAAUGUAGCAAUAAACAGAUGCUGCCAAGGGCAGAGGAUGGGGGAGUUAACUGGAAGGAGAGUGGUCUCUAGAUAAGGGGAGAGUCUUCUCAACAGCACCCUAGGGAACUGGCUCCUUGUUUCAGGAUGGCAGCAGAGCUGAGAUUAAUAUCUAGGGUUCUCCUCAACUGUUCUGGUUAUUGAGCCCCUUCCUGUUAAACUUACCCCUCACCACCUCUUCUGCGUCUGCUGUGUACUUGGUGACACCUCAUAAGGACUAGUCCCUUCUGAGGUAUCAGAGCCUUAGGGUGCCCCAAUCCCCUCCCCCAGUCAGCUCUGGCACCUGUAACCUCCUGGAACAUGAAGGACUAUGCUCUGAGGCUAUACUCUGAGCCCAUGAGAGCAGAGACUGGAAGGGCAAGACCAGGUGCUAAGGAGGGGAGAGAAGGGCACUCUGUCUCUCUCCAGACCAUCACUGCACUUUAACCAGGGUCUUAGGUACAAAAUCCUACUUUCCAGAGCCUUCCAACUCUGGAACCUCAAACAUCCUCAUGCUCUCUCCCAGCUCCUUUUGCAUAAAAAAAAAAAGUAAAGAAAAAGAAAAAAAAAAA